UGUAAUCCAAGCAUCCCAACCAUCAACAUCUUUUGUUUGGUAGCUGCUGAGAAAUUUCCACGACUUAUCUUCCGCCUCCCUCACUCCCUACAACACAUUCUCUCCCACCACGAUCAUGUUUUCGAGAGCAUUGAAGGCACGAUCUGCCGCGCCUCUGCGCCAAAAUGCCAUUUCCAGAGCUGCUCUCGUAAAGAGAACGGUUACCACAGACGCCGCCUCCGCGCAUGCCGAUAAAGAUGCGGUCCCUCAGGUAUGAUUUUAUGUUGGAUAUCUCAAUUGAUUGAAGAUGGUGUAGAUGAUAGGUAUGCUGAUGAUUUCUGGGGCACAGGAGGAAGAUAAGCCAUUCACAUUGCAAUUAUCCGACGAGUCCUUUGAGACCUACGAGCUCGAUCCUCCAUCUUACACCAUGGAGACCACCAAGAAGGAGCUGAAGCAGAUGUACAUCGAUAUGGUUUCAAUGCGGUAAGAAUAUAUGUCUUGGUGUUACGACCGAAGCUUUUGCUAAUGGGGAAAUAUAGUCGUAUGGAAAUGGCCGCCGAUAGACUCUACAAGGAGAAGAAAAUUCGUGGUUUCUGCCAUUUAUCAACUGGUCAAGAAGCUGUCGCUGUCGGUAUCGAACACUCUCUUACCAAGGAAGACGACAUUAUUACUGCAUACAGAUGUCACGGUUUCGCUCUUAUGCGAGGCGCUUCAGUAAAAUCUAUCAUCGGUGAAUUGUUGGGUCGUCGCGAGGGUAUUGCCUACGGUAAAGGUGGUUCCAUGCACAUGUUCACCAAGGGUUUCUAUGGUGGAAAUGGUAUUGUCGGUGCUCAGGUUCCAGUCGGUGCUGGUUUGGCUUUUGCCCAUAAGUAUAAUGGCAACAAGAAUGUCUCUGUUGCUUUGUAUGGUGAUGGUGCUAGUAACCAAGGACAAGUUUUCGAGGCUUUCAACAUGGCUAAGUUAUGGAACUUGCCAGUUCUCUUCGGUUGCGAGAGUAAGUUUCCUGGGAUCCUAUGAGCUUUAGUAUAUGCUAAUUAUUAUAGACAACAAAUAUGGUAUGGGUACCGCAGCCAACAGGUCCUCCGCUCUUACCGAUUACUACAAGCGUGGACAAUACAUCCCAGGUCUCAAAGUUAACGGAAUGGAUGCUCUCGCUGUUAAGGCAGCUGUCAAGCACGCCAAGGAAUAUGCCAAUGCCGGUAACGGUCCAUUAGUCCUCGAAUACGUUACCUACCGUUAUGGAGGACACUCCAUGUCCGAUCCUGGAACCACAUACCGUACCCGUGAAGAAAUCCAACGCAUGCGUAGCACCCAAGAUCCAAUUGCUGGUCUCAAACAAAAGUUGAUCGAGUGGAAUGUUACAACUGAGGAUGAGUUGAAAACUAUUGACAAGGAGGCUAGAGCAAAGGUCGAUGCCGAAGUUAAGGAGGCCGAGGAGAUGCCUUUCCCAGAUGCGACCCCACAGAUUUUGUAUGAGGAUAUCUACGUUAGAGGAAGUGAACCUCAAUACAUGAGAGGAAGGACGAACGAUGAGAACUACUAUUAUUAGGUUAUUGGGAUUGGAGUUGCUAGAGGGGAGGAAGGACUGGCACAAGGAAAUGUAUAGUAUGAAUGGAUGGAUGGGUGGCUGGUAGAAUGAUCGGGAGAUUGGCGGGAAUUGGAAUGAUUGAACGAUAGAUGGUUGGGCAAUGCUCUCAUUUUUUUCGUUCGACGGCUUACGUUUUACACAUAACGACCUUACCCCCUUACCUUGCCCUCCUUUCAUUCGUUCCGUUUCGUUUACCGUAGUUGAGAUGAAUUAAGCGCAUACCCUACCCCGCUAAUGAUAUUCGGCAUUCAUCCUUUGAAUCUUAAGUGAUAAAGAGCCUUUGUGUCAUUG
Molecule: messenger RNA, 1858 nt
Organism: Sclerotinia trifoliorum
Lineage: Eukaryota; Fungi; Ascomycota; Leotiomycetes; Helotiales; Sclerotiniaceae
Source: the annotation of a GenBank genome assembly